AUGAACAUUGAAUCAUGGCAGCUCAGACACCUAAAUCAACCAUUUAAUCAUGCUUGCGACAUUAACACUGGAAGGACCCGGGAAAACAGGCACCACCGACAUCGACUGACUUUCGUCCACGCAUCAGUCAACUGUUGGAGGAUCCUGAGUCAAAACAUUUUACAGUAUUAAGAAUGGCAGAUUUUAGCUCUGAUUACGGUUUGUCAUCUGCUGGUGCAUCGGACAAUGCAGGAAGUGCAGAGCUUCAGCGAAUGAUAGCCAUAGAACAACAGAAAGCACAAUUUCAAGCCCAGGUGCACAAUUUUACUGACGUAUGCUGGGACAAGUGUAUGGACAAACCCAGUUCAAAGCUGGAUUCACGAACAGAGACCUGUCUUGAGAGCUGCGUGGAGCGUUUCAUCGACACUACUCUCACAAUCACGAAUCGCUUCUCGCAAAUGGUCCAGAAGGGUGCACAUUGAACGUGAUUUUGAGCAUCUCAAGAACUCUAAUGCAGGUCCACGCUGUUGGUUACUCUUGGCCGUUGAAGAUAAUGUAUGAAUAAAACCGAAUGAAGAUCCCAUAUUAUUCAGCGCAUGUCUGUGAACGUUUGUCAUCUCCAGUUGAACCAUUUGGUAAUGGAAUAGAGUGAUGUGCCCUUUGCCUGAAUGCCUGUCACCUGUAACAUUAUAAAUGACAGGUCACUUAAUUACAGUACAUCGAUAAGUCUAUGCGGACCCAUCCAAGGCACACGCACACACACUCUUAAAACAAGUAGCCUAAUUCUAAAGGGUUAUAUCUCUGUACAUUUUCAAUGGAUGAGCCAAUGAUUAUUACAAUCAUUUUGAAAGUACAAUAGAUAAUAUUUCAUAGUUGUUACUUUGUAGUCUUGUCUUUGUUAAUAUACAUUUUAAAUCCUUGUGUUUAUCAGUGUGCUGUAAUGUAAUACAUACGUUACAUUCCAACUUCUGUUGGGCCAGAGUGUGUUUCCCAUUACAUCGUCUGUGUCCUUAAGCCAUUCACCAGGAGGAAAAACGCUUAAGUUGUAUUCCAUCUCUGGUUUGACUUUGUCUCAGGCUUAAUGCAUUUUGUGUUUAUACACUUCUUAGGAGGAAAGAAACUGCUUGACUGGUUUAACCAUUGCCAAUCUCUCUAUGAAUACGCCAAUUAAACCUAUGAAUACAUAAUCCAAUAAAAACUACACAGUUUGUCAUUACACUGGACAUGCCAUGUA
Clupea harengus (Atlantic herring) is the source of this 1213-nucleotide messenger RNA. It is a transcript of the gene timm8b, whose product is annotated as translocase of inner mitochondrial membrane 8 homolog B (yeast). The record is from RefSeq and is a predicted model, not a curated record. Lineage: Eukaryota; Metazoa; Chordata; Actinopteri; Clupeiformes; Clupeidae.